Messenger RNA from Uranotaenia lowii, 8897 nucleotides. RefSeq names its product solute carrier family 41 member 1. Gene Ontology annotation, molecular function: monoatomic cation transmembrane transporter activity. Gene Ontology annotation, biological process: monoatomic cation transport. The record is from RefSeq and is a predicted model, not a curated record. The coding region runs from base 5139 to 7049 and encodes 636 amino acids. Gene Ontology annotation, cellular component: plasma membrane. Lineage: Eukaryota; Metazoa; Arthropoda; Insecta; Diptera; Culicidae. The transcript is spliced from 11 exons.
GACAAAAAAGACAAAAAAGACAAAAAAGAUCAAAAGAUCAAAAGAUCAAAAUGAUAGGUAAAUUCUAUCGACUGGUUGGAAAAUUGAUUUUCGGCGAUUUCAGUCAAGAAAAAAUCUUAAACCAAUUUUUAUUUCUUCAUCCGACGUUUCCGUCUUUUAUUAUGCCGUUUUCAAGGCUCUAUUUAUAUGACAUAAUUAAUAAUGUGUUUAAAAAGGUGUUAUUAUAUAUGGUGUACUUACUGAAAUUUCUCGUUUUAAUUGUCCAAAAAGUUUUUUGUAUCUGCUAAACUGUCUAAUCGGGAAAUGUAAGUAAAAAAACGACAAAAAACCAAAAGAACAAAAAAGAACACCGGGCUUUUUCUGUUCUUUUUUUCUUUGAAAAAUCGGGCAAUCUGGAAUGCAUAGUAUAAAUGCAUAAAAGCUAAGCUUUCGAGAAAACACGCUGUUUAGCUGUUGUGUUUGGCUAAUUUCGAUAUAUUUUUCAAAAAAUUGUAUUAUAUGUAAAUAGAAUUUAAAUAAAAAUUGAAAAAAAAUACCAAAUGUAGUUUGAAACAUUGCAAAUCGUUUAGCAGUAAUACCUAAAGACUUUUUUGAGUGAUGUCAGAAAUAGUAAUAACUUUUACUGUGAAAAAAUGUUGUCAAAAAUUGACAUAAAAUAUUGCUAAAAUUGUGUAUUUUUAUUAAUUAAUGAAAACAAAGAAGAUAAAAAAAAACGUUUGAUUUUGGCAAUAGUAAGUGUUCGAGCGUGUUCCUAAAUUAAACGUCAGUACUAAAAUUAUGAGUCCAAAAACCAUGACAAAAAUGUCCGUAACCAAGAAUUCAAAGCCUUAAUAUUUCCAAUUUUUCUAAGAUCACAGUCGAAUUUUCUGGGAUUUCAAUUCACGAAGUUUCGGAUAUUAUUGCCAAACUUGAGCAGACUUGUGUGAUUUUUGCCACUCAUUUGUAUUACGAGCCAUACUUCAAACUUUUUGCGCACAAUGAAGCAUUUGUUGGAUAACGAGAAAUUUGUAUAAAAAAUACUAUAAAAGAUAAACCAAAUCGGUCUUUGAAAAAACUUAUAGUUCGAUGGUACUUAUGUAUUUAAUUUCGACUUAAAGACUUCCUUCUAGGAAAACAAUGCCAACUUUGUUUUAAACUACGAAAUCAAUAACAGCACCGUCAUCGCAAAACUUUUUGAGCUUGUCAUCUCUUCAUCAUUGGCGUGGCACAGCGGAACCGGAACUAAUUUACUCAAUUAUCCUGCCCGACUCGUAAAGUAGGUUAAUAGAGCUUAGCCAAAGAGAUUAGUUCUUCUCAAUAUGUGUGGUGUGGCUGUAUGAUUUAACUCAGUCAACAAUAACAAGGAAACGAUUUCAAACAAAUUUAUUUACCCAUUUGCCAAACGUGAAUUGAGCUGGUAAAAUUAAUCCAAUUAAACGGUUCUGCUGAGAACUGAUCACUCACCACAUGAUUUGUUUUUUUUUUUUAAAUUCCAUGUUGUUUGUCCUUGUUUUACUUGCAGUCGUCAUCAUCUUGGUCUGUCAGAUAAAGACCAUUUCGCAUUACUUUUUUUCUAGCGAGGCAGACAUCUGUCUGGGAAGGGAGCCAUAAAUGCCACGAAAUGAAGAUUUUCCGGGUUGAUUACAUUAAAAAAAAUACAAUCGAUAACGAUGACCAAUUACGAUUAUCGGUUGUUUACUAAUGAGCGCCAUAUUCAAGAAGUCCUUAGGCAAGGUUAACAAUCAAACCAGUUUACAGCACUGUGAGUUUCAUAGAAAACAAUCAACCUUCUUUUCGUUUCAAAUAAAGAUGUGACAAAAAAAAUCAACCUUCUUCGUGUAGCUGUUAAUUUCUUUUCAUUUUAUAUCAAAGUAAUAUAUAAUAUCGUCAGUUAAGAACUCAAAGUUUGUUCGUGUGUUAUACUGGUAAACCUUUUGUUUAUUCAAACGAAUGCAAUACAAAUUGAUCCUUGUUAUUCAAUUUUCUUUAAAAUUAUUUCAUAAUAUUGUUUAUUCAACUCGAGUCUCCUGUAUCGAUUCAUCAUUGUUUUCAUCAUAUUUAUAAGGAACAUUUUAAACCCUCUCUGCUGUUUAUGACUAAAUUUGAUUGAACAUCAUUCAAUUACUAGCGUUCAAAACAACGUUUAUACACAUGUGUAGAUAUCACAUUUUUUAACAGCGAUCCUUACGUAGAGCGCCACAUGCAAUUUUCCCAGUAAGUCUGUUUCCUUCAUGUCCACCCACGGACGUCUCACUUAAUCAACCCAAAGAAGCCCCCAUAAUCCAGUUGUGAGAUCCUAUCGAACGGAAUGCGCACACUCUUUGCGAUUUCCUUCAAACUGGCUGGAAAUCAAGUUCAAUAUCGCACUCGCCUCGCACCGGUCAUAAAGUAGGUGCUCUCAGUUUGUGAGCGGUCUCUCUUGAUGCUUGAGUUUUCCAAUCCAACUCUCGUCAGCGUUCGUUCGUUUUCGUGUUUGACACGCGGUUUGUAGGGUAGAUGAGCCUUCUAUGCAUCAACUUGCUUAAUUGGUGAUCAAAAUUUUAAUUAACUUUUUCCUAUUUUUAUAUCAAAUACAAACUUAAUAAAAAAUGUACUUAAUUCAAAUUAGAAAACAAUCAAAAUAUUGUCUUUUCUCUUGAAAGAGCAGUGAAAAAAUAAUUUUCGAUAACACAAGCCUCUGUCGUCGCAAGUUGAUUUUCGGAACAUUGGUGGAUUUUUUACGGACUGUUUAAGAAUUGGCUCGUAAAAUAAAUCAAAACACAUUUUUAUAAAUUGUUUAUGAGGUAUCUUACGCACAGUUAGGAUGGUUCUGAAAAUAAUUAAAACGUUCAAAAAUACAAUAAAAAUACAUAUAAAUAACAUGACAAAGCACACAUUCUUUUAAAUAAAAAAUAUUUGAAUGACAAAAAUAACAGAAAAAACUCAACCGGAAAUUAAAAAAAAAUAACAAAAAUGACAAUAAAUGAUGGAAAUGUCCAAAAUUUCAAAAUGAGAAAAAAAUACAAAACAUACAAUGAUGAAAAAAAGAAAAAAAAACACAAAACUAGAAAAUGAGAAAAAUUACAAAAAUCAAGUUAAAUGUAUUACAAAAGGAGAAAAAAAAUUGCCUGCUGUAAUAGCUAUUCCUUUAAGGAAAGAAUCAAGGAAAAUGAGGAAGAGUUAGAUUAUAAACGAGGAGAAUGAUUAGUGUAUACAUACAUGAACAUUGUAAAAUUUGAAAGCGAAAUGUGAAUAACAAUUUGAAAUUAUUUGGUUUAUUUGGUGCAAAAACUGAACUUAUUUAAUUAAUCGUAUGAUAAAUCCAUAGUUUUUCUCAAUUUUACGUCAUAAUUUUUCUUCGUAAACCUAUUUUUGUUCUAACCACUGAACUUUUUUUCAUAAAUAAUCCAUCUUAUGUUUAUUGCUAAAAAUGAAAACACAAUUGAAAAAGUUUAACAUUACUCAAUUUGAAUAGAAGUUCUAUAGAAGUUCCGAAUGGAUCCAAAAAGUUCGUUAGAAAGUACUUCAGUUGAAAUGAAAUUAGUUUUUAUACUACACACACAACAUGUUCCAUGAUACUUCCAUGGACUAUUAAAGUUCGUUUAGAAGUCCAAAUUAGGCUCUUUCCAAAAAACGAUUUUAUUUCUCUCGAAUAUCUGUUAUUCAGCCAAAUGUGAGCUUUCUACACUGAAGAUUGAUUAACUAUGUGAUUGUUGAUAACUAAUCCCAAAGUUUUUUUUAUAAAUCAUAACUGGUUCAGGUACCAUAAAAUUUGAUUGCUCUUUUCUGAGCUCUCGAUAAGCACAUGCGGUACUUCAUUGUUGACGUUUUCUUGCCGUUCGUCAUUCGAUAAUUUACUCAUCGCUCUCACUGAUUCUCAUUCUCUCUCGUUCAGGAAGAGAGGAGAACGUGAUGGGUGAUGAUCUCCCUCCUCGAGAAAACGCGCGGCUGGCGCCGCCGAUGACGUUAGGCUGCUAAGGCUACCUCAAAGUCGGAGCACAUGCUUCGUCGUCCGUCCACUGACUGACUUGACUGGCUGAGUUGAGAUCCCUCUCGGUCGUCGGCUGUCUCGAGCAAUUCCACGGCGAGGAAUACCCAACCCAAGUCAGUGUUCUGUCAGCGUUUCGAAGACGCAUCAACGUGUGUUGUUGUGGUUGAAUAGUGCCUGGCCGCGAGCGGGGAGUGCGUGUUGUGGAUCAGAUUUUUUUGCUUCUUUUCGACAUUUAUCGGUUGAUUUGGCAGUAUUUUGUGAGAACAAAUUCCUCCAUUCGGUUAACGAUCGAAUUCGUGCACGGAUGCUUUGUUUCUAAUUUUGACGAUUAUUUGCAUGAUUUGUUCCGGAUGUUGUGCUACGGUUGGACACUAAUCGAAAACGACGUUACAAAUCGGUGUGUAUCGAUAUAAAUCGAGUGGGAUUUUUUUGGGGAAUGUUCAACUUGAAAGAUCCUUAACAGGUUUGCUUAUCAGAAGUGUGCGACAUCAGUAGCAGAUAAAUCUGUAAAAUCAGUGCAUGCAAUAAAAAGUGUUAAAAUCAGUUCAGCGGCAAUAAAUAUUAUUUUCGGUGAAAAAACGCCGUAUUGGAAGCAAAUCUGGGUAGGAAAAUUAAGUUUUCCUGUGCCAACCUUUUGUGUGUUUUGUACCAAAUCAGUCUACGUAAAUAACCGUUGUUGCGUUUGUUCCAAUCUGGAAUGGAAGUAGUUGCUGGUGUCGAGAUCGCAUUCCCAUAUCUACUGAAGGUGAACGUAGCACUGCUGGGAACCUCCGAAUACGAGCGAGACUUCAACUAUUGCAGCGGCCGAUUCCGUGGAGUGGCAUUCCCGAACGUCGUGAGCCCGGAAGCGUAGAAGAGUCCAGCAACGCGAGGCAGACGUCCGAUGAGAAACGUCACAGCAGUCGUGGUUGAAGCGCCGUAGACGCCAAACCGGAUCGGCUAGUACCGCGGUAUCGUUCGUAGUACAGCUGACCACAAAACCAGCAUCGAACUGAGUCAAAAUCACCAGCGCCUAACUCCACCGUUUCGCACCAAUCUCCGAUCUCGUUAUCCCAAAGAGGAGCGUCGAUAGUUGAUCGAGUUUUCGGCCCUCAGCUAAGAGCUUCAUCCCUAGAAAAGCCCAAAGGUUUCUGGCUUCAAAAUUCAAGUCAUUUUCAAGACAUCCAGUCAAACGGACAGCAGAGUAGCCAUGAAUCAAAAAUUGAAACCUAUUGAAGGAGAUCAGGAUCAGGCACCGCCAUUGGUGGUCGAUCCUGCCGACGUUCUCUAUAGCAUUGAUCUUAGCGGUACCCAAGACGAAAGUCUAAUACAUCCUAGUAGCAACAGUAACAACAAUAACAGCAGCAGCAACAACAACAACCUUAGCAGUAAUAUUUUUAAGCCUGACGACCUCACUAUCGAUGUGCGAGGAGUUCCGGAAUACUACCGUACCGAUGAUGACAGCUAUAGACCAUUCACGAUCUACGGCAGCCACCAUGGUGAUGGAAACGAAAAACUGUCCGUUCUGCCAGCUUCAACUACCGGUUCAUUAAGCUCAAUCAUAACGACGUCCGUGGCAUCCUCCGAACCGGAUCGUGGUGAUCAUCGUGAUGGUGGCGUUGGCGGCGGUGGUGAUGACGACGAUAACAAUGAUGUAGUAGCGACGACGGGAGGCAAAUGCCUCGGAGGGGGAGGCGGCCAUGGGGGGCCCGGCGGGGAAAUCAAACAGGAAGCCUGGUGGGAAACCACGCUGCAGAUCUCGAUUCCGUUCUUCAUCGCCGGUAUCGGUACAAUCGGGGCCGGCAUCAUCCUCGGCCGAGUAGAGGGACGAAGUGCGCUGGACGUUGAGAUAGCGUUGAUAUCGUUCCUGACAUCGCACUGGAAAGUCUUUGCCCAUGUAACGGAACUGUUCAUCCUGGUGCCGGCUUUGCUGGGACUUAAAGGUAAUCUGGACAUGUGUCUUGCGUCCCGGCUCUCUACCCAAGCGAACCUCGGAAACCUCGGCAACUGGAGGGACGUCGCCCACAUGGUGGUGGGAAAUGUGGCCCUGGUGCAGGUCCAGGCGACUGUGGCAGCCUUCAUAGUGUCCAUCUUUGCUAUCAGCGUGGGAGCGGCCAUGAACGGGAGGUUUUUGUUUGACCACGCGAUGCUGCUGACUGCAUCGAGCAUGUUUACCGCGACGUCCUCGUGUUUUGUACUAGACUUUGUAUUAGUGGCUGUGAUUUUACUGUCUAAUAAGUUGAAAAUGAACCCCGAUAAUCUGGCAACACCGUUGGCGGCGUCGAUUGGCGAUGUGGUAUCCAUUAGUUUACUGUCCUUCAUAGCGUCCCUGCUAUUUGAACAUCUAGACACUCAUCUCUGGAUAACAUUCGUGGUGGUUACCUGUUAUUUUAUUCUGUUACCAUUUUGGGUAUUUUUAGUGAUUAGAAAUAAGUACACUCGGCCCGUAUUGACAACUGGAUGGGUUCCCGUAUUAUCCGCACUCUUCAUCAGUGGCUUGGGUGGCCUGGUGCUGGAUACCGCCGUCGGCAUCUUCAACGGAUUCGUCGUAUUCCAGCCGAUCAUCAACGGCAUCGGUGGCAACCUGGUAUCCGUUCAGGCGAGCAAAAUUUCCACGAUGCUACACCAGAGUUCGAUCAUCGGUAUCAUUCCGCCGCACACCAAAAUCUUUGAAAUGCCUUGGAAGGCUCUGUUCAAAGGAGUUCCUUAUGCCAAAACUGCUCGAAUUUUGAUCCUCAUGUCAAUUCCUGGACAGGUGCUAUUCAUCUUCGUUGCUGACUACAUUCAUAUGUCCGAAUCAACUAUUGGUGCUCCAUUUGUGUUAUCCUAUAUGUUAGUUAGUUUGGUACAGGUUAUGCUUCUCCUGUACAUUGCCCACGUUAUCAUUCACGCCAUGUGGAAAUGGAAGAUCGACCCGGAUAACUCGGCUAUUCCCUAUCUGACGGCUCUGGGUGACUUGCUCGGGUCCAGUUUUCUGGCCCUGGCAUUCCUGUUCCUUCAGUCCAUUGGCCAUCCGUACGGUGGAGACCAGGAGGAAAUCGGUGCCACUGUCUUGCCAACCGAUUCGCUCAAACUGAUGGAUGGCGAUAUGAGCAAUAAUUUCGCUCCACAAUUGGCCUAAGCUAUUCUCUUCCUUUGGCUUAACUUUACUGUAUCAACACUCAAGCACGUCUAGCAAAACAUUUACCUUCGAAAAAAUGUCUGAGUAUUUCAUCAAUACUAAAGCCAAAAUCUAUUGCUUGCCUUAUGAUUUCUGUAGGGAUUAUUUUUCCAUUUAUUUUGCAAUAUAUGUACAUCGAACUGUUGGAGAAACAGAGCAAGUAGAACUCAUAAUAGUUUACCGUAUAAGAAAAUCCCUCUAGUCCGCGAAAGUUGUUAGCAUGAUUUAGUUGUUUUUGUCAGAGUUAGAUGAACUCAAACAACACUCAAGUAGCUUGAACGAUGGGCAGUAUUAUGAAACUAAAGACAUUUGAACAGAACAAAAUAUCAAUACAAAAACUUAUUGGAACUACCCUUGGCUGAAUCAACGAGAGGCUUUUCUUUAGACUUAAUGUGAAAGUAUAAAUAAUCCGUAUCGAAGAAUGAUGACGAAUUCCAUACCGAAUCUAUGAGAAAUAUCUACUUGACUGUAACCAGCAUUGUGUAACGAUUAAUCGAAGGUCUAGAAAAUUGGUUCGAGUAUCGGGUAUCGAGUAUUCGGUGUGGGAUGCGUCGUCUCAAAAAUUGAUCUACUCGAAAAAGAAGACCGAUUUGUAGUGCCUCAGAAAGCUUGCGAUCUCCUAGCAACAGCACAUAAAAGCUAAAACUUCCACACCUCCUAAGCAUAUACCACACCAAUACACACAGAACGCCUUUUUGCCUAUACACACACACGAACACAUUUGUUUCCGUUUAACCGAACUACAGUAGAACAAAAAAUAUGGCAACCUACAAGCAUAUUUUCAAUCGUCAAACACAAUCUCAUGUAGAAAAUUAUUGAAAGACAAUAAUCGAAAAACAGAUAUUGAUUCAGCAAAAAUCAUCAUGGUAAUUUUAAAACCCCUUUCAACCUAGAUUAACCUUUUGAACAGAUUGAGAAAUACCUAAAACCGAGAUCUAAGGCAGAUUAUCAAAAAACAACUGCUCCGGUUUUCAGUAGUAAAGCUAGACGGAAAUGAAUCCCUAAAUAACAGAGAAAAAAUGAAUGUGAUACUUACCAAUGAGAGAAACGUCAAGCAAACUGACUAAACUAUAGAAGAAAAAGAAAUAGCUAAAUUAAAUGUGUAGGAAGUACUUCCUGGAAUGACGACCUUACACGAUGGAGGAAUAUCAGGAUUGAGAUAGUAGCGGUAACUAGAAUACCUACACAUACAUAUAUUUUGAUGGCAGAACGAGCUAAGAACCGAGUGCUAUUUUUAGUGUGGGAAUGAAAAUUAAAGUUGCGUAAUAGAGAGAUGAAAAAUAAACUCCAGCCAAACUGGGAGCACUGGAAAAAAAGUUUGUGAAAAUUUGGUAUGGAACGGAGAGGCAAAGUAAGAAAGAUGAAUCCAGCGUGAGUUCGAUAUUUAAUCUCAAUGAUCUUUUAAACGGCAUUAGAAAACAAAAACCCAAAAAUAGUUCAGAAAAAAAAUCAAAUUAUCAGAGAGAAAAAAAAAGUAAAACAACUGGAGACUCAAUAUUCAGAUUUAAUGAUUAAAUGUGUUUGAAGAGAAUGUCAUCGAUAUCCUCACGUUAACCACAUCUCGUCAGACAGUGUAACGAAUCCCAAACAGAAGAAAAAACACUAUUUAGCGCGAUCCUCAAGUUCUUCAGGAAUACAUAGGAUACACAUUGUAGAAUAAACUAACUGAAUGAAACAACAACAUAAACAUAAACCAGAGAGUGGCAGACCCAACAUACAUAUGUAGUGCUGCAGUAAACAACAACAAAAACAAAACAAUGUUACGAAAUGAAACAAUGAAAAUAAAAUCUGUUGCAUUUGACAAAACAA